GACCCCACACCCUAGGGCUCCUGCACCCACAUGAACUCCUGAGCUCAUCUUGGCCUCCCAGAGUACUGGGAUUACAGGAGUGAGCCACUGUGCCUGGCCCCUCUCUUUCUUUUUAAUGGUUGUAUCUAUUCCAUUGUUGGUUUUUUUUUUAAAAACUCAAUUCUCAAAUGAUUUUUGUCCAGUUGUUUAUGACAGGCUUAUUUAAUUUGGUAGAUAAUGUCAUAUGGAAGCUUUACUCUUUUAUGUAAUUACAGUUGACACUUGAACAAAGUGGGGGUCAGGAGCACAGUCAAAAAUCCAGUUGUUUUUGUCCAGUUGUUUAUGACAGGCUUAUUUAAUUUGGUAGAUAAUGUCAUAUGGAAGCUUUACUCUUUUAUGAAAUUACAGUUGACACUUGAACAAAGUGGGGGUCAGGGGCACAGUCAAAAAUCCACAUAUAACUUUUGUUUUCUCUAAAACUUUUUAAUAGCCUACUGUUGGCCAGAAGCCUUUCUGAUAACAUAAACAGUCUAUUAACACGUAUUUUGUAUUGUAUGUCGUAUGUACUAUAUACUUAUAAUAACGUAAGUAAAAAAAUGUUAAGGAAAAUCAUAAGGAAGAGGAAGUGUAUUUAUGUUCAUUAACUGGAAGCGCGUCAUCAUAAAUCUUCACCGUCAUGUUGAAUAGGCUAAGGAGGAGGAGCCAGAGGGGCUGUUCUUGCUAUCUCAGGGCCAUUCAGGCCUGUUCUGUUCAAGGGUCAACUGUGCACUCUCUUUUUUAAUAGCCUUUUAUAGGAGAUCUUUAUAGAUGAGUGAUUUCUGUAAUCUACCCAUUGAAGCCACAUGGCCCAGUGGCGAAAACUUACCUGCUGGAUGGUCAUUUACUAGUCCUGGCUGUUACAUACUAGUCACUUACUAGUUGAAUGACCUCAGAAAAUUACCCUCUGAACCUUACUCAUCCAUUAAGUCAGAAUUCACACUGCCCACUGCUCCGCGUAGCUGUGUGGAACAGAAGAGACCAUCCAGCGAGGUGCUCUGAGCGCUGCUGCACUCUGAAGAAACCCUUUCCUGACCAUUUGGUCACUGCUGUGGCUUAGUGGUAGUAGUGGUGAUGGUGUUUGUUUUUAAAUAAUUAGUGAGCCAUACUGCCCACUGCUUGCCUGAUCUGGAAGGUCUUCCUGGAGUUGGGAGGCUGCUGAUCCGGACACCUGUGCACCAGAAGUGAGUUGGAGCUGCCCGUGCCAUGGACUAUAAGGUCAGUAAUGGCUCAGGCCUCAAGGAUGAGCAUCUCACGGACUUGCUGGUAUUUGGCUUCCUUCAAAGCUGCUCCAGCAGUGGUUUCCAGAGAGAGCUGGAGGAGCUGGGCCGUGAGCCGUUUGUGCGUACUCACCUGUGUGAGGAACUUGAUGAGGACGAGCUUCAAACUGAUGGUAGCAGGGCCAGCCGCGUCUGUGCAGAGAGAACAGAGGCAGAUUCUGAAAGUCAAGAAGAUGUCAUCCAAAAUUUUGCCAGGCAACUGGCCCAAAUAGGGGACAGUAUGGACCGCAGCAUCCCCCCGGGACUGGUGAAUAAUCUGGUGCAGCAGUUUAGGAACCCGAGCCUGUCGGAGGAAGACAGAAGGGAGCACCUGGCUGCUGCCCUAGAGCAGGUAUUGCAGACCUGCCCUGCGGACUUGACAGAAGAGAAGGCCACGCUGCUGGUGAUCAUGCUGCUGGCCAAAAAGGUGGCCGAUCACACGCCGUCUUUGCUCCAUGUUGUCUUUCGCACGACAGUGAAUUUUAUUAACCGGAACCUGCUCGCCUAUGUGAGGAACUUGGCCAGAAACAUGGACUGAACGGAGGACGGCAGAAGCGUGACUGACUAAAGCCUGACGUGGUGACAGCCGUGCAGCUGACUCCAGUGGAGAUGGAGCCCUGGCCUCGUACAGAAGACAGGCACUGAACAAUAGCUAUUUAUUUCUCACUAUUUUAAAAUGGUGAUCCAUUUAGAAAUUUCCACAUUAAUAUACUUGAAGGAAAAUGUCAA
This is a messenger RNA of Nycticebus coucang (slow loris), 2003 nucleotides long. RefSeq names its product BH3 interacting domain death agonist (gene BID). Gene Ontology annotation, cellular component: cytoplasm; cytosol; mitochondrion. The record is from RefSeq and is a predicted model, not a curated record. Gene Ontology annotation, biological process: positive regulation of release of cytochrome c from mitochondria; positive regulation of extrinsic apoptotic signaling pathway; positive regulation of intrinsic apoptotic signaling pathway. The coding region runs from base 1222 to 1812 and encodes 196 amino acids. The transcript has 6 exons. Lineage: Eukaryota; Metazoa; Chordata; Mammalia; Primates; Lorisidae.